Molecule: messenger RNA, 3672 nt
Organism: Eubalaena glacialis (North Atlantic right whale)
Lineage: Eukaryota; Metazoa; Chordata; Mammalia; Artiodactyla; Balaenidae
Gene: ZNF879
Product: zinc finger protein 879
Exons: 10
Coding region: 115-3672 (1185 amino acids)
Biological process (GO): negative regulation of transcription by RNA polymerase II
Molecular function (GO): DNA-binding transcription repressor activity, RNA polymerase II-specific
Source: RefSeq, a predicted model, not a curated record
CAACAAAUAUCCCUGCGCUAGGUGUUCCCCUUGCCUGCAGUAAGGGCCGCCGCUUCGAGUCCCCGUCCCGGCGAGCCCAGGUGCCUUCUCCAAGAGGAGCAGCAGGAGGGAGACAUGGCCACAAGAUUGCUGCCAGCCCAGGCUCUGGAGUCUGUGACAUUCAGGGAUGUGGCUGUGUUCUUCAGCCGAGAUGAGUGGUUGCAUCUGGACUCUGCGCAGAGAACCUUGUACCAGGAGGUGAUGCUGGAGAACUACAGCACUCUGUUCUCGCUGGGGAUUCUGUUUUCCAAACCAAAAGUUAUCCUCCAGUUAGAGCAAGGGGAAGACCCCUGGAUGGUGGAAAAUGGAGUUUCUCAAAGCACAUGUCUAGGAUGGGAGAGCUUGUUUGAAACCACAGUUUCUGAAGAAGAAAAUCAGGAAGUAAUGAAUCAACUCAUAGGUGAUGGUCCUUUUGACUUCAAGUUGGGAGAAAUCUACAUAAAUGAGGAAAAACUAGAGAAUCAGCAAGGCAAAAAGAACAGACCUUUGAGGGAAGUCUUAGUUACCAUCAAGAAAACCUGUAUGAAGGAGAAGAGCUUUACAGGUAUUGACCUUGGGAAAAAUCUUGAUCUAAAAUUAUCACUUAUUAGAAAACCCAGAAUUGUUUCGAGAGGAAGGAAACCCUGUUCACAGCAGUAUUCAAUUCUAUUUAAACAGCUGGGAAUCAACACAGUGCGUAAGUGUUACAAGUGUAGUAUCUGCGGGAAAAUCUUCCUCCACAGUUCUUCUCUGAGUAAACAUCAGAGAAUCCAUACUGGAGAGAAGCUCUAUAAAUGUAAGGAAUGUAGGAAAGCUUUUAGCCAAAGCUCAUCUCUAACUCAGCACCUGAGAGUUCAUACUGGAGAGAAGCCUUAUAUAUGUAGUGAAUGUGGAAAAGCCUUCAGUUUCACUACAUCUCUCAUUGGACAUCAGAGAAUGCAUACUGGAGAGAGACCCUAUAAAUGUAAUGAAUGUGGAAAAACAUUUAAAGGUAGUUCAUCCCUUAAUAAUCACCAGCGAAUUCAUACUGGAGAAAAGCCCUAUAAGUGUAAUGAAUGUGGGAGAGCCUUUAGCCAGUGCUCAUCGCUUAUUCAGCAUCAUAGAAUUCAUACUGGAGAGAAACCGUAUGAAUGCAGUCAGUGUGGGAAAGCCUUUACUUCAAUAUCGCGGCUAAGUAGACACCAUAGAAUUCAUACUGGAGAGAAACCCUUUAAUUGUAAUGAGUGUGGGAAAGUAUUUAGUUACCACUCAGCUCUUAUUAUACAUCAGAGAAUUCACACUGGUGAGAAACCUUAUGCCUGUAAAGAAUGUGGGAAAGCCUUCAGCCAAAGCUCAGCUCUUAUACAACAUCAAAGAAUUCAUACUGGAGAAAAACCUUACAAAUGUAAUGAAUGUGGGAAAGCUUUCUCCUGGAUUUCACGGCUUAAUAUACACAACAGAAUCCAUACUGGAGAGAAACCAUAUAACUGUAAGGAAUGUGGAAAAGCCUUCAGUUCCCACUCAGCAGUUAAUACUCAUCGAAAAAUUCAUACUGGAGAGAAACCUUAUAAAUGUAAUGACUGUGAAAAAGCCUUCAACCAAAGCUCAGCUCUCAUUCAGCACCAGAGAAUUCAUACUGGAGAGAAACCAUAUAACUGUAAAGUAUGUGGGAAAGCCUUUAGACAGAGUUCAUCCCUUAUGACACAUAUGAGAAUUCAUACAGGAGAAAAGCCUUAUAAAUGUAAAGAAUGUGGGAAAGCUUUCAGUCAGAGCUCAUCCCUUACAAAUCAUCAGAGGACUCAUACUGGAGAAAAAUGUGCGGGCCGGGCGGGGACGCGCGCGGGGGCACCAGGGAGACGCUACGGGCGGGUGGGUCUGGAGGCUGUCUACAAGGCCCGAGCCACGGUGCUUCGAGGGCGUCGCUUCCUCCCUCCCGACCCCCCCUACCCCACAGACUCGCGGGGAGGGAGCGCCCCUUCCAGACCUACCUUGUCAAGCACUCUGCUCUCCCUUGACAGGAAAACUAAGAAGGAAAGAAUGGCUGUGGAUUUGCUGCCUGCUCAGGUGACAGAGUCAGUGACGUUUAGGGAUAUAGCUGUGCUCUUCAGCCGGAACGAGUGGUUGCACCUGGACUCUGCCCAGAGAACCUUGUACCGGGAGGUGAUGCUGGAGAACUACAGCACCCUGGUCUCGCUGGGGAUUCCAUUUUCAAUGCCAAAGUUGAUCUGCCAGCUGCAACAUGGAGAAGAUCCCUGUAUGGUGGAAAGAGAAAUCCCUCAAGAUAUCUGCCUAGGUUUCAAGACGUGGCCUGAAAUAGAAGCACUGCCUCCCGAAGAGGACAUUUCUAUAGAAGAAACAUCUCAGGGAAUAAUAAAGAAAAAAUCCAUUAAGUUUGGUCACUUGGAUGUCACGUUUGGAGAAGCUUUGGAAUUUGAGGGCAGGAGACAGCAAGAGCAACAGAAGAAAUCUCUCAGGCAAAUGAUGGCCUCACACAAAAAAACCAUCAGUGAAGCUGGAAACCAGACAAGUCUUGAAUUAGGGAAAGGCUUAUUUAUAAAUACAGUUCUUGUUAGACAACAAAGUGCUCCUAUAGAAAGGAUACCCAAUAUAUAUUAUACUUUUGGGGAAGAUUUUAAACAGAAUUUUGAUCUAAUGAGAUGUUUCCAGAUUUACCCAGGAGAAAAAGCUCAUAUUUACAAUGAAUGUGGAAAAAGCUUCAACCAGAGUCUACAUCUUAUUGAACACCAGAGAAUUCAUACUGGUGAGAAACCUUACAAAUGUAAUGAGUGUGGGAAAACCUUCAGCCACAGAUCAUCCCUUCUUGCCCAUCAGAGAAUUCAUACUGGAGAGAAACCUUACAAAUGUAAUGAAUGUGAGAAAGCAUUUAGCAGUAGUUCAACCCUUAUCAAACAUCUGAGAGUGCAUACUGGAGAGAAACCCUAUCAAUGCAAGGAAUGUGGUAAAGCCUUUAGCCAGUGUUCAACCCUCACUGUACAUCAGAGAAUUCAUACUGGCGAGAAACUCUAUAAAUGUGGAGAAUGUGAGAAGGCCUUCAAUUGUAGAGCAAAACUUCAUAGACAUCAAAGAAUCCAUACCGGUGAGAAACCCUAUAAAUGUAGUGAAUGUGGGAAAAGUUACAGCCAGUUUACAUCCCUGGCUGAACAUCAGAGGCUUCAUACUGGAGAACAACUGUGUAAAUGCUUGGAAUGUGGGAGAAACUUCACUCGCAUCUCAACCCUUAUUGAACAUCAGCGGAUUCAUACUGGACAAAAACCAUAUCAAUGUAAUGAAUGUGGGAAAGCCUUCAACCAGUAUUCAUCCUUUAAUGAGCAUCAGAAAAUUCAUACUGGGGAAAAACUUUACACAUGUGGAGAAUGUGGGAAAGCCCUUGGUUGCAAAUCUAACCUUUAUAGGCAUCAGAGAAUUCAUACUGGAGAGAAACCCUAUCAGUGUAAUCAGUGUGGAAAAGCUUUCAGCCAGUAUUCAUUCCUAACUGAACAUGAGAGAAUCCAUACUGGAGAGAAACUCUAUAAAUGUAUGGAAUGUGGGAAAGCCUACAGUUACAGAUCAAACCUUUGUAGACACAAAAAAGUUCACAAUAAAGAAAAACUCUAUAAAUGGAAGGAAUAUGGGAUCAGAGAAUUUCUUAGAGGAGAUAAGCCUUGUGAGGUUUAA